ACAUACCAGGAGGGAGCCGAUCGUCUUUACUGAUCGGGAUCUCCCGCUUACCGGUGAAGAUCAUAAUGAUCCAUUGGUUAUCACCAUGGACAUUAAUGGGGUGGAUGUCGCCCGGGUACUUGUUGACACCGGCAGUAGUGUCAACAUCUUAUACCUGGAGACUUUUCAAAAACUCAGGUUGUGUCGGACACAACUUGAACCCCUCAAAACUCCUCUCUCAGGCUUCACGGGAGACACCAUUGAAGCUGAGGGAUCCAUAGUUCUACUGGUCGAACUAGGAUCGGGCGAGAAGAGCGUAUGGAAGAAAAUGCGAUUCAUCGUUGUGGACAUCAAAUGCGUCUACAACGCAAUCCUUGGAAGGCAUGGCAUCAACAAGGUCGGGGCGGUGAUUUCCAUGCCUCACCUAUGCAUGAAGUUCCACACUCCAGGUGGUGUGGGUGAAGUGAAGGGCGACCAGAGGAACGCCCAGGAAUGCUAUGCCCGGGCAGUCAAGAAGAUGACCAAGGGGAUCAACGUCAUCUCCCAAGAAAUUAAAAAGGAAGAUACCCGGGAGAAACUUGAACCGGAAGCCGAAACGGUGGAGAUCGAACUUCACCUGGGUGAUUCAUCAAGGAUGGUCAGAAUUGGAGCAAACCUCCUAGAAGAUCUCAAGACGGAGAUUACACGGGUCCUCCAAGAAUACGCGGGCAUAUUUGCCUGGAGCGUGGCAGAUAUGCCUGGGAUUGACCGCUCAAUCAUCUGUCACCGGCUGGCGGUAAGGGAUGGAAGUCGACCGGUACGCCAGAAGAAGAGGUACCUGGCCAGUGACCGGUGAGACUUCGUCAAGAAAGAAGUGAAGGAUCU
Messenger RNA from Cuscuta campestris, 843 nucleotides. The record is from the annotation of a GenBank genome assembly. Lineage: Eukaryota; Viridiplantae; Streptophyta; Magnoliopsida; Solanales; Convolvulaceae.